This is a messenger RNA of Gorilla gorilla gorilla (western lowland gorilla), 1500 nucleotides long. RefSeq lists its product as uncharacterized. Bases 946 to 1347 code for a protein of 133 amino acids. The transcript has 3 exons. Lineage: Eukaryota; Metazoa; Chordata; Mammalia; Primates; Hominidae. The record is from RefSeq and is a predicted model, not a curated record.
UUAGCUCCUUUCCAAAGAACCAUGAGUUCCCACAUCAGCCAGAAUUACUGCACCGAAGUGGAAGCCGCCGUCAGCAGCCUGGUCAACCGGCAGCUGCGGGCUUCCCUUACCUACCUCUCUCUCAUCCUCCAUUUCCACCGUGACGACGUCGCCCUGGAGGGCAUGGGCCACUUCUUCUGAGAGCUGGCCCAGGAGAAGCGACAGGGCGCCCAGAGUCUGUGGAAGACGCAAAACCAGCGCGGAGCCCUCUGCGAUGCCAUCCAGAAGCCGUCCUGGGAUGAAUAGGACAGCAGUUUGGGCGCCCUGCGAGCCGCGUUGGCCCUGGAGACGAACCUGAACCAGGCCCUGCUGGAUCUGCACGCCCUGGGCGCAAAGCAUGCAGACUCUCACCUCUGUGGCUUCCUGGAGAACCACUUCCUAGGCCGCGAACGGAAACUCAUCCCGACCAAACUCAGCAGGCUGGAGGGGCCCAACCCACGCUGGGCAGGCCUCUUCCUCCAGCGCAGCAAGGAGCCUGCGGCCCCCAGGGGCCUUCAAGAGGCCCGCCGGCAACAUCCCUCUGUCAGACCUGGGGCGGCGUCCACCCGAGCUGCUCCCUUCAGCCUCAAGAUACUUUUUUUUUCUUUCUUUUUGAAAGAGCCUCCCUGCCUGGGGUGGGUGCAGUGGUGAUCUGAGCUCACUGCAACUUCCGCCUCCCUGGUUCAAGUGAUUCUCCUGCCUCAGCCUCCCGAGUAGCUGAGAUUACUGGCGCGAGCCGCCACCCCUGGCUAAUUUUUGUAUUUUUAGUAGAGACGGGGUUUCACCAUGUCAGCCAGCCUGGUCCCGAACUCCUGACCUCAAGCGAUCCGCCCGCCUCGGCCUCCCAAAGUGCUGGGAUUACAGACGUGAGCCAGCGGGCCUGGCCCUCAAGAUACUUUUUAACCACCCCGUGCACUCCCCCAAGCUAUGGUCCAAGUAGAAGCAACCCUUCUUUUUACAGAAAAAGAGGUUAAAAAGAGAAAGAGAGGAAAACCCACCCACGAAUUCUCAAAAAAGCAAACAAAAACCAAAAAGAAAGCUGUCAUUGAACAGUUUGCUUUUAAAUUUGUUUUAAUUAAAAUACAUUACACAUUUUCAGGGUGCAUAGAGACUUUUUCAAAAUAUGUUACAAAUAAGGAAUUUCCACAGAAACUUGUAACAACAGUAAAGAACUACUACUCUGCCUGGUCACCGUUAGGGAGGUUCUACAACCAAAUUGGUUUCCUUGGAAUGUUUGAAACCCAGGCAGUUUGCAAAGUCAUAACUCCAUAUGCGUCAUUCCCUAAGAGAUUGUCUGAGAGUACUCAACAUCUGGAGAAAUUGAAAUAAAGAUUACAAUAAAAUGAAAUAAAUAAAAUGUAUUAUUUACCAACCUACUGCCAGAAAAUGAACCAGGAGACCAAUAGUUAUUCCAAAGAUUGCCAACACUCCAAACACAAGAAGGGCAAUCAUCCAUAGUGACACAGAUGUACGGGAAGCCAU